GCCAGUCCUGGAGACUGGAGCAUGCGCCUUGUCAGCUAAAGCUUUUGGUAGACAGUGAGCAUGCGUACCAUAUCUGAAGUUGAUAAAUUGAAAUUGAACAUGCGUAAUUAACCUUUCUGAAUAGGAAAAAAAAUACACAACAAAACUGUUCGUUUGUGGAACAUGCGCAUUCGUUCUCAGAUCUUUAGUGUUGAAAGUGAGCAUGCGCAUAGCGAGAGGGCGGGUCGUCUGAAGUUUGAAAGGGACAGAAGCGGCUGGUUCGGGGGCUGUCUGUGAGUGGGGUUAAUGGUUGUUCACUUUUUCGAGGAAAUAGGCCUAGAUUGUGGCUCAGCAUGUCAAUAGUGACAGUGCAGCUUGGUCAGUGUGGCAAUCAGAUUGGUUUUGAAGUGUUUGAUACCUUAUUCAGUGACUCACACAGCUCCCAGGGACUCUGCUCUAAGAGAGAGAAUGAAGCAUAUCAAGCAUCUUGCAAAGAAAGAUUCUUCAGUGAGGAGGAAAAUGGAGUUCCAAUUGCCCGGGCUGUACUGGUUGACAUGGAACCUAAAGUUAUCAAUCAAACACUGUCAAAGGCUGCCCAGUCUGGCCGAUGGAAAUAUGGUCAGCAUGCAUACUUCUGUCAAAAACAAGGUUCUGGAAAUAACUGGGCAUAUGGUUACUCUGUUCAUGGACCCAGGCAUGAAGAAUCUAUAAUGAACAUAAUCCAGAAAGAAGUGGAGAAAUGUGACUCUCUGAGUGGUUUUUUUAUUAUAAUGAGUAUGGCUGGGGGCACGGGAUCCGGGAUAGGAGCCUUUGUUACACAGAAUUUACAAGACCAGUACGCACACUCUUUGAAAAUGAAUCAGAUCAUAUGGCCUUAUGGAACUGGUGAGGUUAUUGUUCAGAACUACAACUCCAUUUUGACGCUUUCUCACUUGUACCGAUCUUCAGAUGCGCUGCUUGUUCAUGAGAAUGAUGCUGUCCAUAAGAUAUGUGCGAAACUGAUGAAUAUCAAGCAGAUCUCCUUUAGCGAUAUCAAUCAAGUCCUCGCACAUCAGCUGGGAAGUGUGUUCCAGCCUGUUUACUCUGCGGAAGGCUUAUUUCACUACAGAAGAAAUCCACUAGGAGACUUAAUGGAGAAUUUAGUUCCUCAUCCUGAAUUCAAGAUGUUGAGUCUUCGUAACAUUCCUCAAAUGUCUGAGAAUUCACUGGCAUACAGCACGUUUACUUGGGCUGGCCUCCUCAAGCAUUUAAGACAGAUGCUCAUUUCUAAUGCAAAGAUGGAAGAAGGUAUUGACUGGCAAGUACGACCUCCUUUAUCAGGACUUCCUCCUGUUGCUAAAAUGCCUGUCAACAAGGAGCUUCAUUUCAACACUUCCAUUGCUAACUUGGUCAUCCUUCGUGGGAAAGAUGUGCAAAGUGCGGAUCUCGGUAAGAAGUUAAGGUGAAAAUUAAGAUGUACGUUUUGCACGUGGAUGUGGUAUGUCAUAUACAUAGUUCUUUAAAGUCCCUGUAUUUAAUCUUUUUUUCUCCCAUCUCCAAUGCUAAUGGAAGGGCCCUGUAUUUAAUCUUAGAGAAAGGAAAAUAAUAACUAUGUGCUUUAGUGGCAAAAUGUAAUCAUUAUAUCGGUCAGUAUGUGCCUGACACCAAAACAGAAGUGGUUUAAACAAGAUAAAAGUUUUAUUCUUUCUUCCAAACAUCUGGUCUCUCUGUCAUCCUUACCAUGUGGCUUCCUCCUUAUAGUUCAAGAUACCUGCUUGAGCUUCAGCCAUCAAAUCACAUAGGAAUAAGCAAAGAGGGGCACAUCACACUUGCAUUUCUAUCCCAUUUACUGGGACUAAGUUCUGUGCCACAUCUAGCUGCGGGCAUGGCAGUGAGUGCGGUUAAAAUUUGGGGAUUCUAGGCCGGGCGCGGUGGCUCACGCCUGUAAUCCU
This is a messenger RNA of Microcebus murinus (gray mouse lemur), 1910 nucleotides long. Lineage: Eukaryota; Metazoa; Chordata; Mammalia; Primates; Cheirogaleidae. The record is from RefSeq and is a predicted model, not a curated record.